Prorocentrum cordatum is the source of this 1072-nucleotide messenger RNA. The record is from the annotation of a GenBank genome assembly. Lineage: Eukaryota; Dinophyceae; Prorocentrales; Prorocentraceae.
GUACGCGUCGCAGCCAGUGCAGUACAGCAGGGCUGUGAUUCAGGCCUCGCCGAUACCCUGGGAGGACAUGGAGGACGAGGGCGACAGCGACGAGGAUGCCGAGGGCCAGCAGAUGAAGGAUCCUGCUCGGCGACCAGAGGAUGCGCCGAAGCCCCCGCCCGGCGCGCUGCACCCGUCUAUGGGGAGCGAGGGACACGCCGCUGGCACCUGCAAGAGGUGCUGCUUCUUCCCCCGCGGCCGCUGCACCAACGGGUACGAGUGUGAGUUCUGCCACUACGACCACGAGAAGCGGAAGAGGAAGAACAAGAAGAAAAAGAAGAAGGACUCUGCCGCGGCCGCGCCUUUGGGCCUGCCGCAGGGCGGCCAGAGGCUGGUCGUCAUGCCGUCGCAGGUGAGCGGGCUGCAGCCGUCGCCGGCCACAUCUGUGCUGGCCUCUGCGCCCGCAGACGGCAGGCCCCAUCCGCAGCAGCUCGCCCCCCCGCCGCUGCAGCUGGCCCCGCCGCUGCCGCUGCUGGCGGCCACCGCCGUGUCGGCGGCCUAUUCGCAGCCCGUGCAGGCACUUGCGGCCGGGCCGCCGCUGCUGCCGCCCCCGCCGUCCGCGGAUGGCUCCCCGCAGCGGCUGCUGUACUGUGGGCCUCCGCCGCAGGCGCCGCUGGCCUUCGCGCCGCCGCAGGUCCUGCAGGCGGGCGCGCAGCCAGCGCAGGCGACGUACUUUGUGCGGCCCGGCCAGGCCGUCCCGAUGGUCCAGCAGCCGCACCAGAUGGUGCCGCUGCAGACCAUAACCGGCGCCCAGGCGCCGCUGCCCAUGCAGCCCCCGAGCCCCCCGCCGGCCCUGGCGGCCAUGCAGCGGCCCCUGAGCCCGCCGACGCUGACGUCGGUUGCCGACGCGGCGCCGCCACCCCCUCUGGUGUCGCCGACGUUUGGGCAGGCGCAGCCCGUGGAUACGCAUGAGACCAAACCUGCGCGGAUCUGGGCUGCCGCAAUCGCCGUGGCACCUUGCUUGACCACAGCGGCCUUUGCCCAGCCGCCCUGCGGCCAGCCACGCGGGCUCGCCCAGCUGCCAAGGCUCUGA